Striga hermonthica is the source of this 348-nucleotide messenger RNA. The record is from the annotation of a GenBank genome assembly. NCBI's taxonomy places the organism in Eukaryota, Viridiplantae, Streptophyta, Magnoliopsida, Lamiales, Orobanchaceae.
AUGAAGUCCCACCUUAGCAGCAUAAUAAUGAUGACUUCUUUUCUUCUUGCAUUCAUGCUCGUUUUGCACGAAUCGCACGCAACGAGGACGAUGAUCGCGAAAAAACGAGCGCUCGAGAAUCCGAGCGUAAAAGAGAAACUUUUGUACGAAAAGGACACAUUGAACGCGCGGGAAAUGCCACCGUCCGAAGCAAAACCCACGGCAAAAUCAAGAAUAUUGUCAUCAUCAUCAUCAUCUAAGCAAACUCUCGAGAAUUUGCGCGUAAAAGAGAAGAAUCCACACAAGAAUGUGGAAUCGAGUGUGAGAACUGUACCUCCAAGCAGAUCGAAUCCUACUCAGAACAAGUAA